AUGGCGGCCGUGACCGCGUCGUCAUCGGCGACGAAGUCCUCGGGCCCGACAACACCGGGGCGCACAAUCUCCUCGGGCUCCUGCUUGACGGCGACGACCUCGAUCUCCUCCGGCUCCUCUGACCACUCCCUCUUCACGGAAAGAAGGCUCGCAUCAGAAGAGGAAGAGCUCGCGACAUGGGAAGAUCUCGCGCCGGAGGACGAGCCCGCGGCAAAGGAGGGCGUACGCCCGUGCCGACGGUUGUAUUCCUCCUUAUCGCGGACGCAGAAGCUCACCGGCAGCGAGAGGCCCCGGUUCGUCCACUUCCUCGCCCCGAGCUUCCUCGCGCCGUCCGCGACUCUGAUGGCGGAUGGUGAUGGACCUUGGUAUGACGGAUUAAUCGAUGAGUGGGAUAAGGAGCAUCGUGCUCGUGCCAUUGAGAAUGGACAGGUUGUGGUUGCUAUGCGCAUGAGGGGUCAUUCCGCUGAUGACUUUGAUUACGACCCGCGGUAUGAGCCUUACAUUCGGAGAUUGGGUCUUCUCCCAUUCGUGUUGCAGUUUAAGCGACGCGCUCCGCCGGUGAACCACGCGGCGCUGACCGCACUUGUGGAUCGUUGGAGGCCAGAGACUCACUCGUUCCACCUUCCAUGUGGGGAGCUGACGAUGACCCUACAGGACAUGGCUAUGAUAAGCGGCCUUCCUAUCAACGGACAAGCUGUUACCGGUCGUGUCAGCGUGGGUAAUUGGCGAGAACGGACUGCCGAUUUAAUUGGCGUUCAGCCCGAGGACCCUCAGGAAGGCAAGGCCGAUACCGCGAAAGUGAGGCAUUCUUGGCUAAAACUGGUCAGAGGAAACACCAACCCGUGCCCUCAAGAUGCCAAUGACGUGGUUGUGCAGCAGUACGCGCGGGCCUAUCUUUGGUAUGUACUAACCAAGGUAGUCUUCUCAGAUGCAACUGGGAACUCAGCCCUCUGGAUGUUCUUGGAGCCACUUAAUAACUGGGAUACCCAGUAUAGCUGGGGUUCGGCCGCACUAGCAUACUUGUAUCGUCAGCUUGACUUGGCGUGUCGGAGGAAGGGAGGUACAUCCUCAUUGUCUGGGUUUGUUUGGAGCCUAUCCGUGUGGAUGUGGGAGCGGAUCCCGGUUGGACGACCCGAUUUGAAGAACCCCCUCAUGGCAAACCCACGGGGUAAUCAUGACGGGUUGCAUGAUGAUGAUCCAUAUCGGCGCCCUACGCUUGCUUACUAUUGGGAACAAGUGACUGUCUACACAGGAAGCUCGCAUGUGCGAUACAAGUGCUAUAUGAACGAGCUGGACACCUUGACUGCUGAGCAGGUACAUUGGUUGCCUUAUGUGGAAGAUUGUUCGAUCGAAGGAACAAUCAGGAUAUAUCGGAUUGGGCAAACAAACACCGUGCGUGGAUAG
Triticum dicoccoides is the source of this 1404-nucleotide messenger RNA. Its product is annotated as serine/threonine-protein phosphatase 7 long form homolog. Gene Ontology annotation, biological process: meristem maintenance; meristem development. Lineage: Eukaryota; Viridiplantae; Streptophyta; Magnoliopsida; Poales; Poaceae. The transcript has 6 exons. Bases 1 to 1404 code for a protein of 467 amino acids. The record is from RefSeq and is a predicted model, not a curated record.